AUGAAAGUUGGUGAUAUUCAAAGUGAAGUCUGCAAUAGAAGAAACUAGGUUCAUCAUCUAGUUGAAAUGGAAGAGAUUAAUUAAAAGAAUAAUGAACAGCCAAAUGAACAAAUAAAUGAACAAAUAAAUGAACAAACAAAUGAACAAACAAAUGAACAAAUAAAUGAAAAAAUAAAUGAACUUUUUAUUACUGAAGACUUAUUAAAGAAAUCAAUAAAAUAGCCUUAGUAAGAACCUGUAGGUUGUUUAGCAAGAAUAUUUAAAUGUUUCAGAUUUAAGAAAUAAUAAAAACAAGUAGAAUACUAACCGACUGAAUUAAAAGAUCAUUAUAAUUUGUAUGAUGAAAAUUGGUUUGAUAUUUAGAGGAAUAUUAUCCAAUAAUAAUAAGAAACAUCGACUCCUGUUGGAAGAAAAGAAAUAAUUCAUAUAGUUUCUCAAGAUGAUACAAUAGAAGGAUUAGAAUUAUAAUAUGGAGUGUCUGCAUGUAAUAUAAGAACUUUUAAUAAUUUAUAAACAAAUGAUAUAUUUUACUUAAAAAAAUUGAUUAUUCCAAAUCCCAUUAAUAAUUAUUAAAAAUAAGAGAUGUAAGUAUUUACUUUUUAAAUAGUGAUAUUGAAAAGUAUAUAUAAGAUCUAAAAAUUGUACUUUUUUUAGAUCAAAUUUGUUAGCCAGAAGAUAAAAAUCGAAAAGUUGCCCUGUAUUCUCUAUUCUUAAUUUUUUUAGCUUUUAUUUAGACAUGAAUAAUUGGAAUUAUUAAAAAGCUGCAUAAGAAUAUUUGGAUGAUUACAAAUUUGAAUUAGAAUAAAAGAAAAACUAAAUUACUUCUUCUCUUAAAGUUUAAGAAUGA
Molecule: messenger RNA, 847 nt
Organism: Paramecium sonneborni
Lineage: Eukaryota; Ciliophora; Oligohymenophorea; Peniculida; Parameciidae
Source: the annotation of a GenBank genome assembly